AUGGUGUCCAGGAGCUCAGACCCCCAGUGGUGGCUGGGAAAAGGAGGGCGGCUCACAGAGGAGACAGGCAUCUCUGAGCUGCUGGAUUGCCAAGCCUGGGGCACCCUCUUCUGGGACCUCAUGGGACAGCAGUUGAGUCAGCAGCUCCUGCCCAGACGUUUCAGGAAGCUGAGGCCCCAUCGCCAACUCGCUCACCCACCUCGGGAGGGCCGGGGAAGAGCCCCCACCGCAGUGACCGCAGGACGAGGGGCGUCGCGUUCCCCAAGGGGCUCCCUGCCAGCGGUCUGCCGGCUGCUGGUGGGACAGAAGCGCGGACACGCGAGCGCCGAGCCCCCCUGCGGGCCCUCCCGUCGCGGCCACAUCACCCCACCCCGCGGCCGGCCCCCGCGCCCCGAUGCGUGGCAGGCUCUCCCGGCCCGCGGCCGCCGGGGAUUAGCGCGCACGUCGCGGGCGCGGGGAUUAGCCCGCGUGGCCUCGGCGCCGGCCCGGGGAUUACCGCGCGCUCCCCCGACGUAUAUAUGCGGGCGGCGGCGCCGGGCUGGCGGCCGGGCGGGCAUGGCUGCGGCGGCGGCGGCGGGGGGCGCGGCGAGCCGCGGGGGCCCCGGGCGGCCGUGCGCCUUCUCCAUCGAGCACAUCCUCUCCAGCCCGGCCGAGCGCAGCCCCGCGGCCCGCCCGAGCCCCACGCCGCGCUCCAGGGAGCCCGGGAGCCCCGCUGCGCCCGAGGCCGCGACUUGCGCCUGCUGCUGCUGCUGCGGCCGCGCCCCCCGCGGGUCCCCGGCGCCCGUCGUCGGGCCGGGGGAGUGGGCAGCGCGCCGGGCGCGGGCUCCGGGGCCCGCAGGCGCGCGGCUGCCGUGGCCGCUGAGGCUGGGGCUGGGGCCCGCGGGGGCCCCGCUGCCCGCGCCGUCAGGGGAGCCCGGGGCGCUGCCCGGCGUGGCGGUGGCCGUGACCGUGGGCGGCCCGGGCCCGCAGCGGCGCACGCGGCGCCACCGCACCAUCUUCAGCGAGGAGCAGCUGCAGGCCCUGGAGGCGCUCUUCGUGCAGAACCAGUACCCCGACGUGGGCACCCGCGAGCGCCUGGCCGGGCGCAUCCGCCUGCGGGAGGAGCGCGUGGAGGUCUGGUUCAAGAACCGCCGGGCCAAGUGGCGACACCAGAAGCGUGCGUCGGCGGCCGCGAGGCUCCUGCCCGGAGCCAAGAAGCCCCCCAAGGAGAGCUGCUGAGGAUUCUGGGGUUCACUCCUGGCCGGGCUUGGCCGCGC
Molecule: messenger RNA, 1256 nt
Organism: Choloepus didactylus (southern two-toed sloth)
Lineage: Eukaryota; Metazoa; Chordata; Mammalia; Pilosa; Megalonychidae
Gene: GSC2
Product: goosecoid homeobox 2
Exons: 4
Coding region: 1-1218 (405 amino acids)
Biological process (GO): regulation of transcription by RNA polymerase II
Cellular component (GO): nucleus
Molecular function (GO): DNA-binding transcription factor activity, RNA polymerase II-specific; RNA polymerase II cis-regulatory region sequence-specific DNA binding
Source: RefSeq, a predicted model, not a curated record